UUGCUCUCCUGCUACUUCAGCCAUGGUGUGGCGAACGUGGUGGUGGUGGACAGCAGUAGUGGCCAGUGGCGGCGGCGGCGAUGGCGAUGGCGAUGGGGGGAGUGGUCCUUGGUGGGGACGUGCGGGCCCGCGAUGGAGCUGAGCAGUGCACAGCUGCGGGGGCUGGCGGAGAUGCUGCGCUCUCCCGACGACGACGGCGACAGCAGCGACGACGACCUGCCGCCGUGCGCCCUCGCCAAGCUCGGGCCGGGGAACAUCGGGCCUCCGAAGAAGGCCGGCGGCGGCGGAGGCACGAGGGUGACGGCGAGUGGCGACGGCGGCGGCGGUGGCGGCGUGCCGGGGGCGGGGGCGGGAGCGGGCGACCCCGACGCCAUCUGGUGCCCCACGGAGGUGGCGAGCGCCCCCGACGACGAGGACGGCGCCGACCCACGCCCGCGCCCCGAGUACGACAUGCACUUCCGCCAGGCGGUCACGCCCGAGGACGUCUUCCUGCAGCUGGGCGGGCGCACGCCGGGCAGCGCGUCGUGCGAGGAGCUGGUGGUGCGCGUGCGGCUGCCGGGCGAGCGCGUGGGCGACGUGGCGCUGAGCGUGGGGCGGCAGCGCGUGGACGUGCGCUCGCCCGCCUUCCGCCUGGCGCUGCCGCUGCCCCACCCCGUCGACGCUGACGCCUCGCGCGCGCACUGGGACGCCGACGCCCACGCGCUCACGCUCUCGCUGCGCCUCGUGCGCGAGUUCGACUUCGUCAACUUC
Molecule: messenger RNA, 750 nt
Organism: Gryllus bimaculatus (two-spotted cricket)
Lineage: Eukaryota; Metazoa; Arthropoda; Insecta; Orthoptera; Gryllidae
Source: the annotation of a GenBank genome assembly